UUGAUCAUGGCGAGGCAGGGCGCGCAGCUGAAGAAGAUGCUCCGGAGGUGCUCGUCGAGCCUGGCGAGGAGGGACGAGGCUGGGCCGCCGGAGGACGUGCCCAGAGGCCACUUCGCGGUGUACGUCGGCGCGGGCAGGAGCCGUUACAUCGUGCCAGUGGCCUGCCUGGACGCGCCCGAGUUCCAGGAGCUGCUCAGGAAGGCUGAGGAGGAGUUCGGGUUCGGCCACGACAUGGGCAUCACCCUGCCCUGCGACGAGGCCACCUUCCACGCCGUCCUCGCCGCCGCGGCCAUCAGAUAG
Molecule: messenger RNA, 300 nt
Organism: Panicum hallii
Lineage: Eukaryota; Viridiplantae; Streptophyta; Magnoliopsida; Poales; Poaceae
Product: auxin-responsive protein SAUR50-like
Exons: 1
Coding region: 7-300 (97 amino acids)
Biological process (GO): response to auxin
Source: RefSeq, a predicted model, not a curated record